This is a messenger RNA of Camellia sinensis, 4956 nucleotides long. NCBI's taxonomy places the organism in Eukaryota, Viridiplantae, Streptophyta, Magnoliopsida, Ericales, Theaceae. The record is from RefSeq and is a predicted model, not a curated record.
AUGUCUUCUGCCUCUUGGAUCACUUCCUUUUCAUGCUCAAGCUCUGUGAUUCAAUCUGUAGAGGACACAUCUAUUUUACCCAUUUUUCAAUGGCUAAGAUUCAUCUUCCUCUCACCAUGUCCUCAAAGGAUUGUCCUAUCUUCUGUCGAUAUCCUGUUUUUGUUUGCCGUCCUGUUGUUUUCAAUUCAUAAGCUCUAUUCUAGAUUCGUUUCCAAUAGCCGCCCUGAUCCUGACAUAAGCAAGCCUCUUGUUAGAAACAAUAGAGCUGUUCUUGGAACUAAUCUGUGGUUUAAGCUGUCUCUGAUUGUGACAGUUCUAUUCGCAUUUUCCUACACUGUUUUAUCCAUUCUAGCCUUUUGUAGAAAUGCUCAGUUGCCAGAGAAGCUAGUGGAUGGAAUAUUUUGGUUAAUUCAAGCAAUAACUCAUGCGGUGAUUACUAUAUUGAUUGUCCAUGAGAAGAGGUUCCAAGUCAUCACUCAUCCAUUGUUGCUUAGAGUUUACUGGGUUGCAAACUUCGUCGUCAUUACUUUGUUCACCGUUUCUGGGAUUGUUCGUCUAAUCUCUGUUGGCGAACCUGAUCCUGUUUUGUUGCUGGAUGAUGUAAUUUCAUUCGUUAGUUUGCCGUUAUCAAUUGUACUUCUUAUUGUUGCCUUAAGAGGAUCAACUGGAAUUAUUGUGAGAAGAGAAUCAGAUUCAGAAAUGGAUGUAGAAGACAAAUUGUACGAACCCCUAUUGGACAAAUCCAAAAUAACUGGCUUUGCCAAUGCUUCUAUCAUCUCCAAAGCGUUUCUGCUUUGGAUGAAUCCCUUAUUACGUAAAGGUUAUAAAUCUCCCCUGAAGGCUGAUGAUAUCCCAACACUUUCACCGGUCCAUAGAGCUGAACGAAUGUCUCAGUUCUUUGAAUUGAAUUGGCCAAAGCCUCAUGAAAAAUCAAACCACCCUGUGCGAACCACAUUGCUUCGGUGCUUCUGGAAGGAAAUUGCCUUCACUGCCUUCCUGGCAAUUGUCCGGCUUUGUGUCAUGUUCGUGGGGCCUGUUCUCAUCCAAGGAUUCGUUGAUUUCACCUCUGGGAAAGGGAACUCCCCCUAUGAAGGAUACUACCUUGUCAUUACUCUCCUCCUUGCCAAAUUUGUGGAAGUUUUGACCUCACACCAAUUCAACUUCAAUUCUCAAAAGCUUGGAAUGCUCAUUCGAUCCACCCUUGUGACUUCUUUAUACCAGAAAGGCUUGAGGCUGUCAUGUUCGGCUAGACAGGCUCAUGGGGUUGGACAGAUUGUGAAUUAUAUGGCUGUAGAUGCUCAGCAGCUCUCUGAUAUGAUGCUGCAGCUACAUGCCAUAUGGCUUAUGCCAUUGCAAGUUACUGUCGCUUUAAUACUUCUAUCUCGUUAUCUUGGUUCCGCAACAAUUACAACUCUGGUUGGAAUUAUAGCAGUUUUGUUGUUUGUAUUGUUGGGCACAAGACGAAACAACAGAUUCCAACGCAAUGUGAUGAAAAAUCGGGAUUCAAGAAUGAAGGCCACGAACGAGAUGCUUAAUUACAUGCGUGUAAUCAAGUUCCAGGCUUGGGAAGAACACUUUAACAAGAGAAUUCAAACUUUCCGUGAAUCAGAAUUCGGGUGGCUAUCCAAGUUUAUGUACUCGAUAUCUGGCAAUAUCGUUGUUAUGUGGAGCACCCCAGUGCUUGUAUCUGCCAUCACCUUUGGUACUGCAAUUUUGAUAGGGAUUCCUCUUGAUGCAGGGACUGUUUUCACUGCAACAACAAUCUUUAGGAUUCUUCAGGAACCAAUCAGGACAUUCCCUCAGUCUAUGAUCUCAAUCUCACAAGCAAUGAUCUCACUGGAUAGGUUGGACAAGUUUAUGACAAGUAAGGAGCUGGUUGAAAAGUCGGUGGAGAGAGAGGAAGGUUGUGGUGGUAGGAUUGCAGUGGAGGUGAAAAAUGGGAAUUUUAGCUGGGAUGAUGAAGGUGGGGAAACAAUGGUAAAAAAUUUGAAUUUGGAGAUCAAAAAAGGGGAGCUUGCAGCUAUCGUUGGGACUGUUGGAUCAGGGAAAUCUUCCCUCCUGUCCUCAAUUCUUGGCGAGAUGCACAAAAUAUCAGGAAAGGUCAAGGUUUGUGGCACCACUGCCUAUGUUGCGCAAACAUCAUGGAUUCAAAAUGGGACAAUUCAAGAGAACAUCUUGUUUGGUUUACCAAUGGAUAGAGAGAGGUACAGGGAAGCCGUUAGGGUCUGCUGCUUGGAGAAAGACUUGGAAAUGAUGGAGUUUGGAGAUCAAACUGAAAUUGGAGAGCGUGGCAUCAACCUCAGUGGUGGCCAGAAGCAGCGGAUACAACUUGCUAGAGCUGUUUAUCAGGAUUGUGACAUCUAUCUUCUUGAUGAUGUAUUCAGUGCGGUUGAUGCUCACACUGGGUCUGAAAUAUUCAAGGAAUGUGUGAGGGGUGCUCUCAAAGACAAGACAAUUCUACUUGUGACUCACCAAGUUGACUUCUUGCACAAUGUUGAUCUUAUCUUAGUCAUGCGAGAUGGGAUGGUUGUGCAAUCAGGAAAGUACAAUGAUCUUCUGGAGUCUGGCUUGGAUUUCAAAGCACUGGUAACUGCUCAUGAAACCUCCAUGGAACUUGUAGACGUGGAAACUAACAUGUCCAGUGAAGAUUCCCCCAAAACACAAAAAGUUUCCCGGGCAUUUUCUGACCACGGGGAAGCAAAUGGUGAAGACAAUUCCUUGGAACGAUCCAAUUCCGAUAGGGGAACUUCUAAACUCAUUAAAGAAGAAGAGAGAGAAACUGGCAAAGUCAGCUUAGAUGUUUACAAACAAUAUUGCACCGAGGCUUAUGGGUGGUGGGGUGUAGCAAUGGUAUUGAUAAUGUCAUUAGUGUGGCAAUCUUCUCUAAUGGCGAGUGAUUAUUGGUUGGCAUAUGAAACUUCAGAAGACCGGUUAUUCAACCCAUCUCUAUUUAUUAGCGUCUAUUCAAUUAUUGCGGCGAUUUCAAUAGUGCUAAUAACGAUAAGAGCAUUUUUGGUUACAAUCGUUGGGCUUAAGACAGCUCAAAUUUACUUCAAGCAAAUUCUUCACAGCAUCCUGCAUGCUCCUAUGUCAUUCUUUGACACUACACCUUCUGGAAGAAUCUUAAGUCGGGCAUCAACAGAUCAGACCAACAUUGAUCUCUUCCUUCCCUUCUUUUUGAGCAUGACUAUUGCCAUGUACAUCACAGUGCUCAGCAUCAUCAUCAUCACAUGUCAGUAUGCUUGGCCAACGAUAAUCCUUUUAUUUCCACUUGGUUGGCUGAAUUUCUGGUACCGGCGAUACUAUCUAGCGACAUCUCGUGAAUUAACUCGACUCGAUUCCAUUACCAAAGCACCUGUGAUUCAUCACUUCUCAGAAAGCAUAUCUGGUGUUAUGACAAUUCGCUGUUUCAGGAAGCAGAAUAUGUUUUUCCAGGAGAAUGUCAACAGAGUGAAUGCAAAUUUACGAAUGGAUUUCCACAAUAAUGGAUCCAACGAGUGGUUGGGCUUUCGUUUGGAACUGAUUGGAAGCUUCAUCCUAUGUGUUUCUGCAAUGUUUUUGAUCUUGCUGCCUAGCAAUAUCAUAAGGCCAGAGAAUGUUGGAUUAACUCUCUCGUAUGGCAUGUCUCUCAACGGCAUACUAUUCUGGGCCAUAUAUAUGAGCUGCUUUGUGGAAAAUAGAAUGGUUUCUGUUGAAAGAAUAAAACAGUUCAUAAAUAUUCCCUCAGAAGCUGAAUGGGGGAAACCAGAUUGUCUACCCCCUCAUAAUUGGCCUACCCAUGGCAAUGUUGGGCUCAAGGAUUUGCAGGUUAGGUAUCGGCCAAAUACCCCUCUGGUUAUUAAAGGCAUUACUCUCAACAUUCAAGGUGGAGAGAAGAUUGGUGUAGUUGGUCGAACAGGGAGUGGAAAGUCAACUCUAAUUCAGGUUUUCUUUAGGCUUGUGGAGCCUUCGGGAGGGAGAAUAAUCAUUGAUGGCAUUGACAUUUCAGUGCUAGGGCUUCAUGAUCUUAGGUCUCGCUUUGGGAUCAUUCCUCAAGAACCUGUCCUUUUUGAAGGAACUGUGAGAAGCAACAUCGACCCAAUUGGACUGUAUUCAGAUGAAGAGAUAUGGAUGAGCCUUGAGCAUUGCCAACUUAAAGACGUGGUGGCUGCAAAACCUGGAAAACUAGAUUCACCAGUUGUUGAUAGUGGUGAUAAUUGGAGCGUGGGGCAGAGGCAGCUUCUCUGUUUGGGACGGGUAAUGCUAAAGCAUAGCCGGCUUUUGUUCAUGGAUGAGGCAACGGCUUCUGUUGAUUCACAAACCGAUGCUGUAAUUCAAAAGAUCAUCCGAGAGGAUUUUGCAGCCUGCACAAUCAUCAGCAUUGCCCACAGAAUACCAACUGUCAUGGACUGUGAUAGGGUUUUAGUUAUAGAUGCAGGAUGGGCGAAAGAGUUCGACAAACCAUCUCACUUGCUUGAGAGGCCCUCAUUAUUUGGGGCAUUGGUUCAAGAGUAUGCAAACCGCUCGUCGGGACUAUGAGAUAUAAAAAAAAACCAUACCGGUUUUUCCCUAAAUUGCCUCGUGUGAUUUUUGCUGCUCUGCUAAUUUAGGAAAUCUUCCUCACUGACAAUAAAAGUCAUACAUUGCUUGUAGCAAAAUUUCACAAAUGUAGUGAUAGAAACUAUUCUUCCUUGUAGGUUGGAUGUCUUCCAUAAUCACAUUAAACAUCCACAUUAAUCAGCAACCCCAUGUUUAAUGUUGCAUAUGAUGCUGAGCAUUGUAUCAAACUUUUGUUCUUGCGUUAGAUUUCUGAAGUCUUUUUUCCUUUGAAGCUGGUGAUACGGGAGUUAUGAAUGUGAUCAUCUGCUAGUCUGUCCUUAAGUGCUCUAAGUUCUUGCGACAAAAGUGGGCAACUUUUUGUUGUCUUUUUGUUUUUUUGUUUUUUUUUUUUUAAAAAAAAAUAAAAUUUAUGUGAAA